Molecule: messenger RNA, 2378 nt
Organism: Theobroma cacao (cacao)
Lineage: Eukaryota; Viridiplantae; Streptophyta; Magnoliopsida; Malvales; Malvaceae
Product: putative pentatricopeptide repeat-containing protein At3g08820
Biological process (GO): RNA modification
Molecular function (GO): RNA binding; protein binding
Source: RefSeq, a predicted model, not a curated record
GGUGGUAUAGAAAUAGUUGUAAUUUUGUGAAGGAAUAUAAGGUCAGAAAAUGCAGUAUUCGCGUCUAUCCCGCCAUGCGACUCUGGGUAAUAGUUUGAAGUACGACUGAACAAUAUUAUGAGUUGAGAAUGACUUUCAAACCUGACAACAUGUUAGUACUCAGAAGCAGGAAGAUUUUCGCGCGCAAUCUUGGGCUGCCGACGGUACAAUUAUCGGCGUACCCUUUGCUCGUCUACCGAAUUUUCUCGUAUAUGAAUGUUUUCAAGAUGGAAUUUCCGUCGUCAAUCUCUAGUGUCUUCAGCUAUGCUCCGAUCAUGCCAACAAUUUUCGGCCGCCUUCAGAUACUUCACUCUUAGCCCUUCAUCCAUCUUUGCUGUUGAGUUUCUUCAUUCGCUGUCUUCCACUUCAUCAUCCUCUAACUUCCACAAUCUAUCCCUUUUAUUGCAAGGUCGUAUUUUACAUUCUCAUCUCCGCCAAAUCCAUGCCCGUAUCUUUAGGCUCAAUGCCCAUCAAGACAACCUGGUAGCAACUCGUCUCAUUGGACACUACCCAUCUUCAUUCGCUCUUCGUGUAUUUAACCAACUUCACAAUCCCAAUAUCUUCCCUUUCAAUGCCAUUAUCAGAGUCUUAGCUGAAAAUGGUCUCUUCUUCCUUGCAUGUUCAUUCUUCAACAACUUAAUACAACGCUCUCUUUCUCCUAAUGAUCUCACCUUUUCUUUCCUUCUAAAGGCAUGUUUUCUAUCCAAUGAUGCCCAAUAUGUAAAUCAAAUUCAUACCUACAUCAUAAAACUGGGUUACCUUUGUGAUCCUACUGUCUGUAAUGGUCUUCUUUCAGUUUAUGCCCAAGGGUUUAAAGAUGUGGCUUCUGCACACAAGUUGUUUGAUGAAAUGCCGGAGAAAGGAUCAGUUACUCCUUGGACUAACUUAAUUGCAGGUUACGCACGAUCCGGUCGGAAUGAGGAAGUUUUGCGUCUUUUUUGUUCAAUGAUUGAGAAGAAUUUGCGGCCUGAAAAUGAUACCAUGGUUAGUGUUUUAUCAGCAUGUUCUAGUGCUGAGAUCUUUGAUAUUGAGAAAUGGGUAACGAUACUCUCAGAAAUCAUUCACAACUCUGAUAAUAAAAUACCAAAUCGUGAUUCAGUUAAUAUAGCUCUCAUUUACUUAUAUGGUAGGUUGGAAAAUGUUGAGAAAAGUAGGGAAAGAUUUAAUGAGAUAUAUGCUAUUGGAAAAAUGAGUGUUAUCCCCUGGAAUGCUAUGAUUGGGGCAUAUGUUCAAAAUGGUUGCCCCAUGGAAGCUCUGAGUCUCUUCCAUUUAAUGAUGGAGGAUUCUAAUUGUAGACCUAACCAUGUUACAAUGGUUAGCGUGCUUUCAGCUUGUGCUCAAAUGGGUGAUUUAGAUCUUGGAAAGUGGGUUCAUCAGUACCUGGAAUAUAACGGACGCAAAGGGGUUUUAGAAACCAACACAUUUCUAGCCACUGCGUUAAUAGACAUGUAUUCUAAAUGUGGGGAUCUGGAGAUGGCAAAACGGGUUUUUGAUCAGAUGAUCUCUAAGGAUGUUGUCUCGUUCAAUGCCAUGAUCAUGGGUCUUGCAAUGAAUGGUGAAGGUGAGGAAGCUGUUAGUCUUUUAUCCAAAGUGCAUGAGCUUGGUUUGCAUCCCAAUGCUGGAACAUUCCUUGGCCUUCUAUGUGCAUGUAGUCACUGCGGUUUGUCAGAGGAAGGAAGACAAAUAUUUCUAGAAAUGAACUCACGGUUUUCUGUUCAUCCUAGAUUGGAACAUUAUGCUUGUUAUAUCGAUAUUCUUGCCAGAGUUGGCCUUGUUGAAGCAGCUCUCACGGUUGUUGAUUCCAUGCCUUAUGAGCCUAAUAACUUUGUCUGGGGGGCUUUGCUUGGAGGUUGUGUGCUCCACUCUAGAGCAGACUUGGCCCAAAAGGUGUACAAAAAGCUUGUUGAAGUUGACCCUCAGAAUUCGGGGGGCUAUGUGAUGUUGGCAAAUACAUUAGCAGUUGAUCAUCGAUGGAAUGAUGUUUCAGUGCUGAGAUGGUUAAUGAGGGAGAAGGGGGUAAAGAAGCAGCCAGGGCACAGCUGGAUCAGCAUUGAUGGGGUCGUACAUGAGUUUCUUGCAGGGUCGCCAUCCCAUCCCAAAAUGGAGAGCAUAUAUCAUACGUUAAAUGGAUUGGUCAAUGUAAUGAAGGUAACGAGUCCUUAGAAAAUACUUUUCGAGAAAAUAUAUAUAUAAAACGAGUCCUUAGAAAAUACAUGCAGCAGCCAUGAAUAGAAUUCUUGGCUUCCUUUUUUCAGAUGGAGCUCUGAUGGCUGUCUUGAGCAGUUCCAUCUAAAAUGUAUAUUGCAUUCUUGACUUUAUUCGAAUUAAAAUAUUUCUUU